Hemiscyllium ocellatum (epaulette shark) is the source of this 5142-nucleotide messenger RNA. RefSeq names its product unconventional myosin-Va-like. The coding region runs from base 1 to 5142 and encodes 1713 amino acids. NCBI's taxonomy places the organism in Eukaryota, Metazoa, Chordata, Chondrichthyes, Orectolobiformes, Hemiscylliidae. Gene Ontology annotation, molecular function: actin filament binding; microfilament motor activity; ATP binding. Gene Ontology annotation, cellular component: actin cytoskeleton; myosin complex; vesicle. The transcript has 38 exons. Gene Ontology annotation, biological process: actin filament organization; vesicle transport along actin filament. The record is from RefSeq and is a predicted model, not a curated record.
AUGUCUGUGGUUGAACUAUACACCAAGUCAACCAAAGUAUGGAUUCCUGAUGCACAGGAGGUGUGGAAGUCAGCUGAACUAACAAAAGAUUUUAAGGAAGAUGACCACAUCCUUUAUCUCAAACUGCAAGAUGGAACUAAUAUAGAGUAUCGCAUUAACAGAAAAACAGAAGAAUUGCCAUAUCUGCGGAACCCUGACAUUUUAAUGGGUGAAAAUGACUUGACUUCACUCAGUUACCUACACGAACCUGCAGUACUUCACAACUUAAAAGUGAGGUUUUUAGAGUUCAACAACAUUUAUACAUACUGUGGUAUCGUUCUUGUUGCUGUAAACCCAUAUGAACAGCUCCCUCUUUAUGGAGAUGAUGUAAUUUAUGCUUAUAGUGGACAGAAUGUGGGUGAUAUGGAUCCCCAUAUCUUUGCUGUUGCUGAGGAAGCAUACAAGCAGUUGGCUAGGGAAGAAAAGAAUCAAUCCAUUAUAAUAAGUGGAGAAUCUGGAGCAGGGAAAACUCUGUCCGCCAAGUACAUAAUGCGCUAUUUUGCAACCGUUGGAGGAUCUACUGAUGAAACAAAUGUAGAAGAUAAAGUUCUGGCAUCCAACCCCAUCAUGGAGGCAAUUGGAAAUGCAAAAACUACAAGAAAUGACAACAGUAGUCGAUUUGGAAAAUACAUUGAGAUCCAUUUCGAUCAUAGGUAUCACAUUAUGGGGGCCAAUAUGAGAACAUACUUACUGGAGAAAUCACGAGUGGUUUUUCAGGCUGCUCAGGAAAGGAACUAUCAUAUAUUCUAUCAGCUCUGUGCCUCAGCUCAGAUGGGAGAAUUUCCUCAAUUGGAUCUUGGUAGUGUUGAGGAUUACCUCUACCUGAAUCAAGGAGAUAAUAUUUAUAUUUAUGAAAGAGAUGAUGUUGCAGAUCUUAAAAGAACUCAAAAUGCUUUCUCCACGUUGGGUAUCUGUGAAUCUUAUCAAGUGGAAAUAUUUCAAAUUAUAGCUUCUAUUCUUCAUCUGGGAAAUAUAAACUUUCAGUCAAAUGACCGUGAUGGUGAAAAUAGCUUUGUUAAUUUAAAAGAUAAGAAUCUUGAUCAAUUCUGCAAGUUAUUGGGACUUGAGAAAAAGCAGCUGGCCCAUUGGCUUUGUCACCGCAAGCUGGUUACAUUAAACGAAACAUAUAUCAAAUCAAUGACACUGAAACAGGCAACCUGUUCCAGGGAUGCUCUUGCGAAACACACUUAUGGGCAGCUGUUCAGCUGGAUUGUGAAUCAAGUCAAUAAAGCCUUAAGAUCCUCUUCAAAACAACAUGCCUUCAUUGGUGUGUUGGAUAUUUAUGGGUUUGAAACAUUUGAAAAUAACAGCUUUGAACAAUUUUGCAUCAAUUUUGCAAAUGAGAAGUUGCAGCAACAAUUUAACUGGCAUGUGUUCAAGCUGGAGCAGGAGGAGUACUUGGCUGAGGGUUUACCGUGGACACUUAUUGAUUACUAUGACAAUCAAGCUUGUAUUGAUGUUAUAGAAGCAAAGCUGGGAGUCUUGGAUCUUCUAGAUGAAGAAUGUAAGAUACUUAAUGGAACAGAUGAGAAGUGGGUUCGGAAAUUAUAUGAUCGUCAUCUCCAUGCAAGUCAUCACUUUCAGAAACCCAGGAUGUCAAAUUCUGCUUUCAUUAUUCUUCAUUUUGCUGCUGAUGUGCUGUAUCAGUGUGAAGGAUUUUUAGAGAAAAAUAGAGACACAGUUUAUGAAGAACCAAUUAACAUUUUGAAAGCAAGCAAGUCUGAGCUGAUUUCUGAGCUGUUCCAUGAUGGUGAUACUUCUGCAAGAGGAGGUCAGAUCUCCAAUGUAACGUUAAAGUCUUUAAAAAAGGCCUUACCAGUGACAAGUGAGCACAGAAAAACAGUGGGAUACCAGUUUCGAGCAUCACUUAAUCUCCUCAUGGAAACUUUGAAUUCAACAUCUCCUCACUAUGUCCGCUGCCUAAAGCCAAAUGAUACAAAGGAACCAUUUUUGUUUAAUCCAAAAAGAAUGGUACAACAAUUAAGAGCCUGUGGUGUUAUUGAAACAAUCCGUCUCAGUGCUGCUGGGUAUCCAUCUAGGUGGACCUAUGUUGAUUUCUUUAGUCGCUACAGGGUUUUGAUGAGAGAAGAAAACAUUUGUGCAGAUGAGAAACAGACCUGUAAAAACAUGUUGGAAAAUCUAAUCAAGGAUGAAAACAAGUAUCAAUUUGGAAAGACCAAGAUCUUCUUUUCUGCAGGGCAGGUGGCCUACCUGGAGAAGCUCCGGGCAAGCCGACUGCGAGCUGCCUGCAUUAUGGUACAAAAGAUAGUGAGAGGUUGGAUUCAAAGAAAGAAAUAUCAGCAGAUAUGCCGAGCCAUUAUUGUCAUCCAGAAAUACACUCGCAGAUUUCUAGCAAAACAACUAGUUGAUCAUUUAAGAUUGACAAAGGCUGCCAUAAUUAUACAGAGACAAUAUCGAAUGUUGGUAGUGAGAAGGCUGUAUGUACACAUCCGUACAGCAGUAAUUACAAUUCAAGCUUAUGCAAGAGGCAUGAUUACGAGACGAACUUAUCAUAAGAUGGUCCGGGACCAAAAGGCUACUGUCCUACAGAAGUAUGUGCGAGGAUGGCUGAGCUUUUUGAAAUAUCAAAGAAUUCGGCAUGCGGUUAUCUACUUGCAGUGCUGUUUUCGACGAAUGAUGGCAUAUCGCCAACUGAAAAGGCUGAAGGUUGAAGCACGUUCAGUUGAGCACUACAAGAAACUGAACAAAGGAAUGGAAAACAAGAUUUUGCAGCUGCAGUAUAAAGUGAAUGAUCAGAGUAAGAACAACAAAAUGCUUUUAGAAAAAAUGGCAGCACUUACUGCCUCUCACAGACAUGAGGUGGAAAAACUUAGGAAUGAAAUAGAGCACCUUCGGUGUAGAACAGAAGAAACUAAAAUCUUGAAUCUGCAGCAGCAAGUCAUAAAACUCGAAGAGGAACUGGAGACUGCACAUAAGAACAGAAGAGAUGCAGAAGUUCAAGCUUCUCAGGAGCUAACCGAAUUGAAACAACGCUUUGCCAUUCUUGAAAAGGAGAAAAUUGAGUUAAGUGAUGAAAAAGAAGCUUUUAACAAAUAUAUUCAGGAACAGUCCAGGAUUAUUGAAGAUCAAAUUUCCCUGAAGGUGGCACUAAAGAGUCAACAGUUGCAUGCUGAAUUUGAGGAAGAGCGAUUUCAUUACCAAAACCUUGUGAAAGAGUUCUCCCGUCUUGAACAAAGAUAUGAAAAUCUGAAAGAUGAACUGAAUUUCAUGAAGGAUCAAGAGCUUGAGCACGAAAACCACAAACUGAAGAAUGAACUUGAUCAGCUAAGGAAAGACCAUGCUGAUAACUCUACUGCACAUGAUUCCAAAAAGCAGAAAGAGGCUGACUCCAGUCUCCUGAACCAACUCAAAACUGCUACUGAAGAAAUUGAAAUUCUGAAAGAGGAACAGAUUUGGCUUAAAUCGCAGCUCCUUAGGGCAGAAAAGGAGAUUGACACAAUGAAAAACCAGGCUACUAUGGCAGAUGCCUUUGGGUUACCUAAAGAUGGACAUAAGAUGUCUGAGGAAGAUCUCCGAUGUGCUUAUGAUGCUGUUCGUGUGGCCAAUAGGCUUCUCAUGGACCAGUUGGAUGAGCAGCAGGCACGUCAUUUGAAAGAAAUAACGACUUUUCAAGAUGAAGUGAGAGACCUUCAAGAGAAGUUGAAUGAACAGCAGCGAUACUUUGCUCAGGCUCUACAGCUGCCACCACAGGAGCAAAUGGAAGUUUGUUUGCAGCAAGAAAUUGCAAGGCUUAAAAAUGAAAACCUGGAUCUAAUAGAACAACUUGAGAAGCAGGAUAAGACUGUAAAUAAACUGAAGAAACAAUUGAAAUCUGUGAAGGAGUCAAACUAUGAACUGGAAGCAGGAGUACUGCAACAUGCAGCUGAGCCCAAGGUGACUGAAUUGCCGAAUGCGCCUACCAUCCCAUUGAAACAUAAGGACUUUCAGGGAAUGCUGGAGUGUCGAAAAGAAGAUGAAGCGCUCUUAAUCAGGAAUCUUAUCACUGAUCUCAAACCGCAGUCUGAUACAUUAAGUGCCCUACCGACACUCCCAGCUUUCAUUGUUUUCAUGUGCAUCAGGCAUGCAGAUUAUACACAUGAUGAACAGAGAGCACAUUCCCUGUUUACAGCUGUGCUUAAUGGGAUCAAGAAAGUCCUGAAGAAAAGAAGCUCUGAUUUUGAGAUGGUGGCAUUCUGGCUAUCCAAUACAUAUCGUUUGUUGGUUUGCUUAAGGCAGUACAGUGGGGAUGAGAAUUCUGUGGAAAUGAAUACACCAGAACAAAGAAAACACAUCUUGAGGAACUUUGAUCUUUCUCAACACUGCCUAAUUUUGUCAGAUCUUGCUGUUCAACUUUACCAUCAAUUAAUCAAAGCUGCAGAAGCAAAACUUCAAGAAAUGAUUGUGCCCGGGAUGUUAGAAAAUGAUACCAUUCAAUGUGUUUCGAUGGUUACUGCAAAGCCAACAGGUUAUAGAAAGAAAGCAGGAAGUCUGUCUGGAGAAAAUACAAAAUAUACACUGAACUCCAUCAUUCACCAACUAAGCUUGUUUCACAACAUCCUCUCCAAAUAUGGUUUGCAUCCUGAAAUCGUUAAACAAGUUUACCGGCAGAUUUACUACAUAAUUACAGCAGUCACACUGAACAACUUACUCCUCAGGAAGGAUGUGUGCUCCUUCAGCAAUGGAGUCCAAAUCAGAAACAAUGUCACCAAUCUAAUUGAAUGGCUAAGAGGCAAGAAUCUACUUCAGAGUGGUGCACUUGAGAUACUGGAGCCACUGAUACAAGCUACCCAGCUCUUGCAAUUGAAUAAAACAACAGAUGAAGAUGCUGAGACAAUCUGCUCAAUGUGCACAGCACUCUCAAAGGCACAGAUUGUGAAAAUACUGACGCUAUAUACACCUAUGAAUGAAUUUGAGGAACGUGUGACUAUAGCUUUUAUAAAGAAUAUUCAGGAUCGUUUGGCAGGUAGAAGUCCAAGUCGCCGAUUACUAAUGGAGUUAAAGCAUGUAUUUGCUGUAAACUUUCCCAUCAUUCCUUCACCAGUGAACCUGGACAAGAUUAAAAUUCCUAAAAACUUGAAACUGAACUUUCUAAAUAGAUUCUGA